Messenger RNA from Marchantia polymorpha subsp. ruderalis, 892 nucleotides. The record is from the annotation of a GenBank genome assembly. Lineage: Eukaryota; Viridiplantae; Streptophyta; Marchantiopsida; Marchantiales; Marchantiaceae.
CGUUUGUGUCUAUCCCCUUGUGCUCGAUGGAUGGGCUCGACCUCGAGAAGGCGGAUUGCUCGCACAGCGCGCGCGCGCUCAAAUUCGCCGACGUCAACUCGACUCGGAUGCCGGAUGCAUUUCGGCUGGCUGUCGCUCCAGCUCGGAGUGCGCUUCGGGCGUGCGAAAAGCCACGGCCAUCCCCGGCGGGUGACAUUCAUGGCUUGCUGGACAUGAGUGCAGAUGGACCACCACUUCACUUCACCAGUGCAAGAAAAGUCGCACAUUGCCCGAGCUGCAAGGGCAAUGUCCUUGGGAUGUGAGGUGACGAAUCUCAAGUGUGAUCGUUCGCUCGCUCGCGCGUAGACGAAGUCGAGUUUGUGAAAAUGGGGUCUAUCUAUCUACGAAUGAGCCUGGCUGGGACUCAGACAGCCGCAGUGGGGCCAAAGCGUUAUCUGCGUACUCGAUGGGGAGCGCCGCGCCUGCCUCAAAGCCUGAGGUAGGAUGUUCCGAAUCGGGCCCCAAAUGACAGAGAAUGUGCGGGAUUUGAUAAGUCGCGGACAAUCUCAGAAAAAGUCGUCUUGCGCAGGACUGCGACCGCAGAUUGUCGACUCACUGGGGUGACAUUGAUACGCAGCCAUCGUCCAUAGGCCUCCCAUUCAUCACGUAUGGAGGCAUUUCGCUUUUGGGGGUGACCCUUUGGCGUUCCAAGGGGUGCGACAUGCUCCAAAAGAGCACUAGAAUCAGCAGAGUCCGGUGGUCUGAAUCGCUCAAGGGCUCGCGAGAUGACGAGGGCUGAUGGCGCUCUCAGUUGCCUCGAGGGCCUAGGCUCAAAUGCCUCUUCGAGAUGGCUCGCCAAAGUCACCUUUGGCUCUUGUGAGGGAUAAGAGAGAGGUCAGUAAAAACAAGUUCC